GCCUGCUCGGAGUUUUCCUUUCGAUGAGAUAGCGCAUUAACUAGAGAGCACGCACAUACUCUUUCUACAAAAAAAACACCAAACCGGAAAAAUGGACCCUAGCAUCAUACCUCUCCCAAUGUAUCCUUCCAUAGAAUGCAUUAAACUGGGUAGAUUUGUUACCAAUAUGGAACACCCACACGAAAAUUACUAUGAUGCUAAGCCCUUACAGCCAAAAGUCAUACAGGCUGGGUUUUCUUAUACAUCCGAAACCAAACAGACAACCAAUGCCGACUUCCGAGUGUCCGUAUUAAACACUAUAUCCACCAGCCUAUCAAAGCAAGUCCACAAAAAAUUGCAAAUAAAGCCAGUUCAAGGUACGACAUAUUGCAUUGAUAAUUCAGAGGAAUGGUUUCAUCAAGCAAUCUUAAACCCAAAAGCAAAGCAAUGGUUAGAAAGAUGUGGCCUUGAUGGAAAGCGCAUGUACCUGAUUGUUGGUUAUCAAACCUUCUUGGAUCCGUGUUUGAUACAAGAAUCUGGUGGCCAAGGCAAUUAUGGAUCUGAGAUCGAUCCUGUCAAAGCCUUGUCAACUGCUGUCGCUGGGCCGCUCGCUUCUGCAUCAGCUUCUACUUUGGUAACCAUCCAUGGGGAACGCAAUGGUGAACAUUGGUCCGCGGCGCGGCUGAGCGCCUCUGGAGAGCGCGUUUCCUCAAUACAGUAUCGAACGAUAACGUAUCAAUGGUUUAGUCGCCGAACUUUGGAGAACUUAUACUUGUCCAAGACGCAUACCUGGUCUUGUUUAGAGGGUCGCACUCGGGCCUUCCACGAAGAUGAGGACGAUGAAGAAGAUGAGGAGGAUAUAUUCGGGGUACAGCUCGAUGAUAACUGCAAAACAAAGAUGUUUCUACGAUAACAGCGUUUGGUUAUUUUCUCCAAAUACAUUGUAAAACAGCCGCAUGUUAAAAUGUAUGCUUGCCUCUAAUCGCACUACUUUAAUUCGUUGAUGAGAAUAGUUCUGUUUUAGGUGAAAACUACCCGUAUUCUAGUUUUACGUUCAAUAGUGUCAAUUAAUCAUUCCCAAUUC
This is a messenger RNA of [Torrubiella] hemipterigena, 1063 nucleotides long. Lineage: Eukaryota; Fungi; Ascomycota; Sordariomycetes; Hypocreales; Clavicipitaceae. The record is from the annotation of a GenBank genome assembly.